Hemibagrus wyckioides is the source of this 3216-nucleotide messenger RNA. RefSeq names its product LIM homeobox 6a (gene lhx6a). Gene Ontology annotation, molecular function: RNA polymerase II transcription regulatory region sequence-specific DNA binding; DNA-binding transcription factor activity, RNA polymerase II-specific. The record is from RefSeq and is a predicted model, not a curated record. Gene Ontology annotation, biological process: regulation of transcription by RNA polymerase II; neuron differentiation; forebrain neuron development. The coding region runs from base 200 to 1393 and encodes 397 amino acids. Lineage: Eukaryota; Metazoa; Chordata; Actinopteri; Siluriformes; Bagridae. The transcript has 9 exons. Gene Ontology annotation, cellular component: nucleus.
UAACAGUCCUAAAUAACGCAGUGCAGCAGGCGACCUGCGCGCGCACCCGGACUUCUUCACACAAGUUUUCUGAAGCAAAAACAAUCUGCGGAUUUUGGAGACCAGGAUCUUAUGGGAGAAGAGAGCUCCGCGAAGCGCUUGCUCACGCCUGAAGGACGUCCGAAAGUGCGCACGCGUCUGUUUUUCACGCAUUUCUUUCAUGUAUUGGAAAAAUGAGAUUCUGGCCCCUCUGUCAGAGGGAAACCGAUUUUUAUCCGAAGGAAUUAAUAACGCAAAACAGGUGAUCCCUGCACGCACACACACACACGCACACACACACACAGACGCGCGCGCUCACGCACGCACGCGGUAUACCGGCAGCGUCACGUCGCGUGGACACCCGACACCGACACGCCGACACGCCGACAUGUCCCACUCCGACGGCGAGUCUCAGAGGUCGGUGAUGGAGAAAGAGGAACCGCGCUGCUCUCCCAGUCCUCCGUCCACGCCGUCCAUCUGCUCGCCCACAUCCAGCGCCUCCGCCUCGUCCGUCCCCUCCACCGGCAAGAACGUGUGCGCGAGCUGCGGCCUCGAGAUCCUCGACAGGUACCUGCUCAAGGUGAAUAACCUGAUGUGGCACGUGCGCUGCCUGGAGUGCUCAGUGUGCCGGACGUCACUCCGCCAACACAGCAGCUGCUACAUCAAGAACAAGGAGAUUUUCUGCAAAAUGGAUUAUUUCAGUAGGUUUGGUACUAAGUGUGCCCGCUGCGGGCGCCAGAUCUACGCCAGCGACUGGGUGAGGCGCGCUCGUGGGAACGCUUACCACCUGGCCUGCUUCGCCUGCUUCUCUUGCAAACGGCAGCUUUCCACCGGAGAGGAGUUCGGCCUGGUGGAGGAGAAGGUGCUGUGCAGGAUCCACUAUGACACCAUGGUGGAGAACCUGAAGAGGGCUGCUGAGAGUGGAAGUGGCCUCACGCUGGAAGGAGCCGUUCCGUCAGAGCAGGACAGUCAGCCCAAACCAGCUAAACGCGCUCGCACCUCCUUCACCGCUGAGCAGCUGCAGGUGAUGCAGGCUCAGUUUGCACAGGAUAACAACCCUGACGCUCAGACGCUGCAGAAGCUGGCCGACAUGACGGGGCUGAGCAGACGAGUCAUACAGGUUUGGUUUCAGAACUGUCGAGCGAGACACAAAAAGCACACACCGCAGCACGGCGGCCCUCCGCAGGCCCACCCGCAGGCCCGCAUGCCCCCCUCGUUGCCUGAUGAGCUUCAUUACUCGCCCUUCGGCAGCCCGGAGAGAGCGCGCAUGGUGGCUCUGCGCGGCUACAUCGACAGUCAUCCUUUCUCGGUGCUGACCACACAGAGUCUCCCCCACCAGGCCAUGUCUCUGCCGCAGCUGCCCCUCAGCCGCUAACGACCCCGCCACAUUGACCCCUGACCCCUCGACCCUGACCUCCCGCUCCUGACUUCCGUCCGCUCUUCAGAGGUCGCCUCUAGCUGAACGACAGGGUCAGCGUCCCCGCGUGCUCUUGACCUCUGACCUCACCAGGAGAGGGGGCGUUUCUUCCUGCCUUUCAGUGGACAGGAUUUUCCUCACCUGCAGGCGAGUCUCACACACCUGUGAUCCGUUAGCGGUGGCCCAGAACCUCGUUAUCAAGACCAGGAUUUGGACCUCGACCACGCACACCGAAGAGUGGCCAUGAGUUUGAGUUUGAGUUGGACCGCUCGGAAACAUUCGGAGAACCUUCACGGUUCUUACUGCAGGAUUAGGACAAAAGUCAUGAGAACUGUGGAGCGAGACGUGGAACACGGCGGGAAGUUUCAGCUUCGUGUCACGCUUUUAAAAAAAUACUGAAAAACAAAACAACAAUAACAACAACAUAAAAAAAAUCUAUCAGUGAUUAUUUGUCGAGUUUCUUGCUGGACCUGUGCGUUUGUUCCCAAGUGUUUACAUGGAUCUAUUGCACAGACUGCAUGUGCCAUCUCUCUCUCUCUCUUUCUCUCUGUCACUGUCUCGCUCUCUCUCACUCUUUCUUUCUAUCUAUCUCCCUUUCUAUAUCUCUACAUUUCUAUAUCUCUCUCCUUUUAUAUCCAUCUUUCUCUCUCUCUUUUUCUCCGUCUCUCUUUCUCUCCCUCUCUCUCCCUCUCUCUUGGAUGGAUUUAUCAGCGAUAAAACCGCUUUUGUCGCCUGCUAACAUCUGCGUCUCCGUCUGCUCGGUCAGGCGAAACCCACAGAUCCUGUUUGCAGCCUGGACACACACACUGAUCUGGACACACGUUCACCAGACACCACAGUUGUGACGGAGGAGAGGGGCGAUACGAUGAGGAGGAGGACGAAAAAACCCCGACGAUCUCGAUACUUGAAGACGCUUUUCGGAUUUCAGAGUAAACGAUGCGUGUCGUCAUUUCAUACUUAGACUCUGAAGUGAAGUGCAGAGCCACGAGACGAAAAGUGAGAACUCUAAUCCAAUUAUUUUGAAAAAAAAAACGGUAUAGAAUUGGUUUAGAAUAGCAGCCUGCUUAUUACUGUGAGUCAUAAUGGAGUCAGUCAGUGUUAUAAACGUCUCACGAGAUUCUCACUGUGUCUCAGAAAAUAAAAAAAACAAAAAACCAUACUUCCACAUUGGCUGAGUUUAGGUGAGAGAGACGUUUAUCUGAAACGCCGUUUUGUUUCUGAUCAAAUUGUGAAGCGGACAGUAGGAGGAGACGAAGAGAAAAUCGAGUACAUGUAAAGAAAAAGAAAAAAACCUACACAUAUUUUUUAUUUAAGUCGUGUCCUGCCGUGAAAUGGGAGCAGAUGUGUGUGUGUGUGUGUGUGUAUGCGUGUGUGUGUGUGUUUGUAUGUUUCUCUGAUUUUUGUGUCAUGCCAUGUUAGCUUGUGCCUCACUUCCUGCGGUGUGUAAGGUGAGCGUGCGGCUCGGCCCAGUCUCGGACUCGGACUGAUUUGGGCCAAAAAAAUAAAAAUAAAAAUAAAAACAAACAAACAAACAAACAAAAAAAAGCUGUAGCUGUCACUAAACUGUAUAAUUGUAUUGCGGAGUACGCUUGUGUGUUUUGAGCUCAGUGGUGGAGGAGGAUGAGGAUGAGGACGAGGAUGAAGACGAGGCCUGGACAUUCUUGUAUUUAUUGAAACCGAUAUUAGCCUGUAAAGCACUUUUCCCCUUGUCCUGUUGUCUGUUUUGUAAAAUUGAAAUAAAUAAAAGGAGUAAAUGACAUUAAACCUGGUGUCUGAGUGUU